Messenger RNA from Ctenopharyngodon idella (grass carp), 3395 nucleotides. Its product is annotated as butyrophilin subfamily 1 member A1-like. Bases 32 to 1468 code for a protein of 478 amino acids. Lineage: Eukaryota; Metazoa; Chordata; Actinopteri; Cypriniformes; Xenocyprididae. The record is from RefSeq and is a predicted model, not a curated record. Gene Ontology annotation, molecular function: protein binding. The transcript is spliced from 9 exons.
UGAAAUUUAUUUGCAUCUGUGUCCUUCAGAGAUGAAGUUCAUUUGUUUGAUGCUGCUGAUUAUUAGUAGAAUUACAGGUUCAAAAUCAGAGCAGUAUGAAGUAGUGGGACCUGCAGAUCCUGUUCUUGCUGUAGCUGGUGAAGAUGUGAUUCUGCCCUGUUCAAUCAAACCCAGCUUCAGUGUUGUGGACAUGAGAGUGGAGUGGUCUAGAUCUGAUCUGAGAGGUUCACCAGUGCAUCUCUAUGAGAAUCAUGAAGACAGAAACACGGCACAGAUUCAGUCCUACAGAGGGAGAACAAAACUGAUCCAUCAAGAACUACAGAGAGGAAACGCAUCACUCAAACUCUCAGCAGUCCAAAUCUCUGAUGAAGGACGUUAUAAGUGUUUUAUUCAGUCCAAAUCCUGGUUUGAUGAUGCCAUUUUUGACGUCAGAGUUGAAGCUGUAGGAAGUCCUCCAGUGAUCACUGCAGAUGGGUUUGAUCGUUCAGGAGGGCUUCAUCUACAGUGUGAAUCUGAAGGUUGGUAUCCUGAACCUGAUCUUGAGUGGCUGGACAGUGAAGGAGUCAGUUUGAGUUCAGAAACAACAGAGACACACAGAAACACAGAUGGAUUCAGUGUCAAACACACCAUCAUUGUACAUCGCAGUAUCGACAAGAUUCACUGCAGAGUCAAAAUGAAGCAUCACGUGCAGGAGACUGAGGUUAUCAUCUUAAAUAAUAUGUUUUAUGAUUGGAGGACAUCAGUCAUCCUGAUUUCAGUUUUCGUUUUGCUCAUUGUGAUUGCUGGACUAUUGUUUGUUCAUAAAUACAGAGCACACAGACGUCUAAAGGAUAAGAAGAGCACAAUACAACAUGAACGUGAUCAACUUUUACAAAGUCAGAAGACGAUUAUACCAAAAGCUCUCACACAUUUAAGAACACAAAAGGUGAAUGUGAUUCUGGAUGCUGAUUCAGCUCAUCCACGUCUCAUCGUAUCUGAUGAUGGGAAACAAGUGGAACUUGGAAAUAAAUUGGAAAAAAAAAUGGAUGGAAAUGAAGAGCAAAAUGGCAGGUUUAAGGAAUAUCUUAGUGUCCUUGGCAAGGACAAAUUCUCCUCAGGUAGUUUUUACUAUGAGGUUCAGGUGAAGGAACAAACCAAGUGGUUUUUAGGAGUGGUCAGAGAAUCCAUUAACAGGAAGGGCUUUGGGAUUGGAAUGAAUCCUCAGAAUGGAUAUUGGACUGUGGGUCUGAGAUAUGGGAUUUAUUCGGCUUAUAAUGAUCCCCCUGUCCCUCUUUCUCUGACAGUGAAUCCUCAGAGGGUCGGAGUGUUUGUGGAUUAUGAUGAGGGUCUCGUCUCUUUUUAUGAUGUGGAGUCCAUGUCUCAUAUCUACACUUACACUGAUCAGUCUUUCACUGAGAAUCUUUGUCCAUUUUAUAGUUUGGGGUAUUGGAAUACAAACUCCACACCACUGAUUAUCUGUGAUGAUUAAUAAUGACUUCAGUGAAUAAAUUUAUGUGAAUGAUCAAUGAAAUGAAGGGAAAUACAGUAAAAAAGUGUAAAGUAAUAAAAAUCAGAUAUUAUUUACAUGGCAGUCAAAACUUUGGACACACAAGGCUGAUUUUAUGUUUCACGUGAUCUUUAAAAUGUAUUGAUCUAAAGACUUCUGCUUAAAUGACUGAAAUGAGUUUUGUAAACAUAUAAAUUGUGCCUAAACUGUUAAACCAUUCAGUGUAAAUUUGCAGUGAUUAACUGGCAGCAGAUUCACCUGCAAAUUACUGCUUUUUUAUUAUAAAUUUUUAUAUAAUUACAUAUAUAUUUACUGUAAAACCCUGUCCUUUAAAUUAUCUUUAAAAUGCUGGCAGCACAGUUGCACUAAAUUAAAACUCAUUUUAUUUGCAGAAACUGACUGCCUUAAAAUGGCCAUUUGUUAUUUAAGUUUAUAAAAAAAUAUAGUGUGCUAAUAAUGUGAGCGAAUUAAUACUGUGAGAUUAUUUCUUUUUUAAAUGACUGAGAGAAAUUGCUAAAGUGAACUGAAUUAAACAAAAUUAUGAAAACAAGAAGCAUCAAUUUAACUCAAAUCCUCUUGCAGAUAACAGCACUCAUGCAUGUACUAAUUGUCACAAUCCUCAGUCACUUGCCCAGUCACAAUCUGCAUCUCAUUUUGAAGGCUGCGUCCUCCAGAGGUCACAUUUGUCAGCCGCAUACGUCAUCAAGGCGGUCCCAUUUUUAAAAAAAGUAACCAUUAGAUUUCAAAGUAAAAAAGAAAUGACAGUAUUUUACACCUCACAAGGAAUUACAGGCAAUUUUGUUACAGUUACUUUUCUUAAAUAAGACAUCCUUGAUGACGUAUGCGGCCUUCAAAUGAGACCUCAGGAGGACACAGUCUCCGAAAUGAGACGCAGCAACAGUCCUCAGUCACCACCGAAUGAGUGUUAUAUUGUGUAUUAUGUGUAUAAAUGUUUUUGGAUAUGUAUUUUACUCUGUGUUGAGUAUUAUUAUUACUCUGUCUCUCUCCCUCACUCUGCUUGCCUUGCAGUUAAUUAACCACUGUCGCUUGUAAGGAGUGUGCUGCAGAUCUACUGCUAUAAGAGAGCAGAGUGAACACUGCUUUAGGAAAGUUCACUUCUCCCCUGUGCCAGACUUGUGUGUUCCUGCAACUGAGUGUAAAAUGAUUUCUGAAGGAUCAUGUGACACUGAAGACUCUUUUAAUAUACUAUUUUAAUAUAUUUUUAUCGAAACCACCAUCAAGUCUUUUGGUGUCUUCAGUGUCACAUGAUCCUUAAGAAAUCAUUUUAAUUCACUGAUUUGAGAAACAUUUCUUCCUAUUAUCAAUGUUUUGCUGCUUAAUAUUUUUAUGGAAAAAUUUUUUCAGGAUUUUUUGAGAAAUAGAAAGUACACUUUAUUUGAAAUAGAAAUCUUUUGUAACACAAAUGUCCCUUUUGAUCAUUGUGUCCUUGCUGAAUAAAAGUAUUAAUUUCUUUAAAAAAAUGUAAAAUAUACAUACACACACAAAUAUAUAUAUAUAAUUUUAAAAUCUUACCCCAAACUUUUGAACAGCAGUGUAUAUAAUAUUGAGAAAAACUUGGUCUCUUACUCAACAGUCAGAAAAGAAACAGCCUUUCACUGAAUAUUCUGUUCUCUCAGUUGUCAAAUGAUUCGCUGCUGCUGCUGGUAUUAACUAAUAUAAAUACACACUGUGCAGUAAUAAACAAUAAUUACUUUUUUAUAAUGAAUAAUCAUCUCAUUUCUUUUCAAAGAUUAACAUUGUUUCUGAAGCACAUGAAGGCUUACUAAUAUUACAGUCAGUUCUGGUAAAUCUGUUGCCUUCAAGUGAUCAUCAGUAUCACAAAGUCAUUCACUUCUCAAGCUACAGUAAACUCAUCAGCAUCCUGGGAUUGAAGUUUCUCCUCCGGGCA